UUGAGGUUGUGUGUUUUAAAGUUGUAAUUUUGUCAUUAAAAUUAAUUUGUACUACUUCCAAUAUUAAAAUUGUUGUGCUAUUUUUACACAACCUUUCGGAAGGAUUAUUCAACUACUAUGUACUAGGGUGUUCUGUUAUAAUGGCUUCUGAGGAUAAUUGUAACGAUGAGCCUCUUGCAGCAGAAGAAAUUGGCAACAAAAUAAGACAACAAAAAAGCAGCGUGGUCUCCCCAAUCGAUAUUUCUCUGCAGAAAGUUGAAAUUUUAAAAGCUAAACGACUAAAGUGGUUUAACUUUUUUGAGCCUCCUUCAAAACUAGUAUUGAGGAAUAGUGGAAAUUCAGUCAGGAUCCAAGGUCAAUGGCCUCACCAGAAGCCGACACUGUGUGGUGGUCCACUAGACACACCAUAUGUAUUUUCUCAGAUCCAUUUCCAUUAUGGCAUGUCAAGUCAUGUGCACAACACUCACACAAUUAAUGGAAAGAGCCCACCCCUAGAGAUGCAUGUGGUGUUUUAUAACUCCAGUUACAAAACUCAGGCCGAAGCUUUAGGAAAGAAUGAUGGAAUUUUAAUUGUAGCCUAUUUUUUCAAGGUGGAACCUCAGUCAAGCAUCGGAUGGUUGACAGAUCACCUGGGACAAGUGACUUCCACAAAGACAGUCACACAACUUCCCUCCGGUCCACUGAGUGCUCUAGUGCCUCCCUUCACUCAGGACUACCUGGCCUACUGGGGAGCCUUGUCUUGCACCUGUCACCAGGCGUUGUGGCUGCUGUCUCGGUCACCUCUGAGCAUCACCGCUGAGGAGCUUAGAAAAUUUGGUGAAUUGCAGUGUGACUUGAAAGAGAGGAUCAACAAUGAGGAAUUGAAAAGUGCGAAAGUUGAAGAAAACAUACAAGUAUAUUUAAUAAAUCCAACAAACGAGAGUCAGGAGGUGUUAUUAUCUGACCCCAUCAAUCCACCUCUACAAAUAUCCAAGCCACCUAAAGGAUCAGCUCUGGAUGGCGAAACUGUGAGAGACAAUAAAACAAAAAAUACAUCUCAUGAGGCACUUGUGAAAUCCAACUCUAAGGUACUAGAGAAGAAUAGCACACUGAAAGAGGUUCUUACUUUGAAACCACUGCAACUUAGUGAGACAGAUAGCCGAAAUAUUUCCACCACAAACCAGAAUUCUUCAUCCCCAGGAAAAAUAAAUGAAUUGGAAAAUAAAGAUGAAAAUGUCAGGGAAGUGAAAACUGAGAUUAUAAAAGAUGAUGAGCAAAGGAAGUUGAUUGAAUUAUUGAGGGAAGUAAAAGAAUCAGCGAUGAAGUGGUUGGAUGUUGAGAAAGAAGAAGCUCAUUCGAUGAACAUCUCUGUUGAUGAACUGAAGGAAUCCUUAUUGAACACAGCUGGGUCAAAAGAAAAUCCAAAUGAGAUCAUUACUAAUGAAUUAAUUCAUAUUCUGCAAAUUGUUAAAGGUAAAUCUUCAUGUCAAGAGAGUACUCUUACAUCUAAUCCAAAGUCAGUUUUGGUAGAAAAUAAUUAUCCAUGUAAAAAAGAAAAUGUAGAGAAUAUUAAUGUAAUUGUAUCUGAUGAAUGUAAGGAGAUGUGUAAAAAUACACAAAGUGAUGAUUUGGUUGAAGAAAAAGAAUGCAAGAAGAAAUCUGAACCUACCAAAUCCAAAGUACCUGUAAAGUUUACGCCCUGGAAACCGCAUGAAGGACUUAAAUCUUCACUCACACCUUUCUUUAGUGGUUCUAAAGGUGGGCCGCCUUUACAGAAGCCAGAUCCUGCUAGCAGUAUGGUGAAAAAGACAACUCGCAUACCAAGACUCAACCAGAAAUCCAUUAAAAAUAAUGAAACUGCACCACGUGAAAAUGACCUCGGUGGAGAAGGGGACCAUGUUACUAGUCUAAACAGUGCAAGAAAACCAAGUAAAAAGGCACGGUCAACAAUUUCAUCUAAUGUAAAAUCCAAAUAA
Molecule: messenger RNA, 1955 nt
Organism: Macrosteles quadrilineatus (aster leafhopper)
Lineage: Eukaryota; Metazoa; Arthropoda; Insecta; Hemiptera; Cicadellidae
Exons: 7
Coding region: 141-1955 (604 amino acids)
Cellular component (GO): cytoplasm
Molecular function (GO): carbonate dehydratase activity; zinc ion binding
Source: RefSeq, a predicted model, not a curated record